CAUGUUAUAAUAAAGUAUUUUCAGGUUAUUAAUCUGUCAUUACCAAAAAGAUAUAAAGCAUUUUGGUCCCAGACAUUAGGAUGAGGCUUUCAUUUUACACCAUUCAAUCUUAGAUAAUAAAAACCAGAAGUAUAUAGCAGUAACCUUUCACUCCAUUUUGUGACACUAUCUAGAGAGAAAAAUGGCUUUGAGAAUGUGGGCUUCUUCAACAGCCAAUGCAUUGAGAGUUUCCACUGCCUCAAGAGCUAAUCUUUCCCCUGCUUAUUCACUCUCUAGAUGCUUUUCGACUGUUCUUGAUGGGUUGAAGUAUGCAUCUUCACAUGAAUGGGUGAAGCAUGAGGGCUCAGUGGCAACAGUUGGAAUCACUGAUCAUGCUCAGGAUCAUCUUGGAGAAGUAGUGUUUGUGGAUCUACCAGAAACUGGUGCUGCUGUUUCACAAGGAAGCAGUUUUGGUGCUGUUGAAAGUGUGAAAGCUACCAGUGACAUUAACUGUCCAAUCUCGGGCGAGAUCGUUGAGGUCAACACAAAGCUCACUGAAACACCUGGUUUGGUUAACUCGAGCCCAUAUGAAGACGGGUGGAUGAUUAAGGUGAAGCCGAGCAAUCCAUCCGAGCUAGAAUCUUUGAUGGGGUCCAAAGAGUACACAAAAUUCUGUGAAGAAGAGGAUAGUCAUUAAAACUUGAAGGUGUUUUUUUUAUUCAACUUGAACUAACUUUGCCUUGUUAAGGCUGAUACUGUGAUGAAACUUCCAGUCACUUGUUAAAAUUCUACAAAAAUCAAAAUAACAUCCACUUUCCUGGUGUUUUCUUUGCCUUA
Nicotiana tabacum (common tobacco) is the source of this 816-nucleotide messenger RNA. Its product is annotated as glycine cleavage system H protein, mitochondrial. Gene Ontology annotation, cellular component: mitochondrion; glycine cleavage complex; cytoplasm. The record is from RefSeq and is a predicted model, not a curated record. NCBI's taxonomy places the organism in Eukaryota, Viridiplantae, Streptophyta, Magnoliopsida, Solanales, Solanaceae. Gene Ontology annotation, biological process: glycine decarboxylation via glycine cleavage system; protein lipoylation.